AUGGGACGUUUACGCCGAUCAAGAACUCACCACGCCCGCCGCGACGUUCAGCGCGGCGCUCGUACUCGUGCCCGCACGAAGGAUCUCGACCAGAUCGAGCGCGACCUCGAGCACAACCUGAAGAAGCUCAAGCACCAGCCUAUCGAUGAGGACAAGCCCGGACUGGGUCAACACUACUGCGUCGAGUGUGCCAAGUAUUACGAGUCUGACGCCGCGCUCACCACGCACACCAAGUCAAAGGUGCACAAGCGCCGGCUGAAGGAGCUCCGCGAGGGCGCGUACACGGUUGAGGAGAGCGAGCGCGCUGCCGGCCUCGGAACGGACAACACGCAGCGCGGCUUCGAGGACGUCAUCCGCCGAUUCGGAGACGCCUCGGUUGCUCAGCCUCAGCAGCAGCAGGCCGCUGAGCCGGGGAAGAUGCCUCAGAACAAUGUCGUGCACCACGCGCCUGCCUGA
This is a messenger RNA of Trichosporon asahii var. asahii CBS 2479, 456 nucleotides long. RefSeq names its product bud site selection-related protein. The transcript is spliced from 2 exons. The record is from RefSeq and is a predicted model, not a curated record. Lineage: Eukaryota; Fungi; Basidiomycota; Tremellomycetes; Trichosporonales; Trichosporonaceae. Gene Ontology annotation, molecular function: zinc ion binding; nucleic acid binding. The coding region runs from base 1 to 456 and encodes 151 amino acids.